GAGACUUCUAAUAUUAAUAGAUCAGCAGCUCAUCAUUAUCUUCUAAAGGAUUACUAGCAAUGACUUUCCAUUUUCACAUAUUAAGUUAUUAACAGGGAUUCAAGCAGCCAUGGAGUCAACCAUACCAAUCAUCGACUUAAGCGCCAUGUGUUUGGGGAAAACAGCUGAAUCGUCCACCGCAUCAGAAAUCAGGCAGCUCGCAGAUGAAAUAUACAGGGCUUUCUGUACGGUUGGAUUCGUUUAUAUUAAAAACCACGGUAUUCCACGGGAAAAGGUAAGGAUCUCAUUCUUAGGUUUAGUUCUUUUGAACAGAAAUUAAAUUAUUUUGAAAGAUUCACCUCUCCUCAAGGAAGAAUUAAUAAGUUCUGAUUCUUCGUCUUUAGAGAAGAAUUACAAUUCUGAAGGAAAAAUCUGGGCUUAUGUGUGGUGUAAAAUGCAUAAGUAAUGUCACAAAUUGUAUCGUCAAUCAAAUGGAUUUGUGGUUCUUUAGGGUCUUGGGGUUUUUUGGGCCUCAGGGUCUCUUAGAGUCUGUUGGUCUUUAGCUCUCUAGGUCUGUAGGUCUCUAGGUUUAUGGGUCUCUGGGUCUUUGAGUCUCUAGUAGGGUCUUUAGGUCUCUGGAAUCUCUGGGUCUCUAUUUCUCUAUGGGUCUAUGGGUCUUCUAGCGGCUUCCCAGUCUCUCUGUCUCUGUCUUUCUUCCAGGCCUGGUUUACGAACACUAAUGUUUUAAUCCCUGGAAAAAACUUAAACAUAGUGAAACUCUUUAUCAGCUCUCCAAGCUGUUCAAUCAAGUCAUUCAUUAUGUUAUUCAUCAAAUUUAUUAAUGCAGAAAAGGUUUGUAAAAACACUUAAAGUUACUUUGAUCAUUGCAGUGAUGGAAAGUUGUGUCAUUUGCUCUUUAGAAAAAAGAAUAUGAAAUUUAACAUAAAAUCCAGGUGCAAAACAUGGCUUUAUUAUCCAACUUUAAUUUUAAGUAUUCCCAGUGUAGGGUCAAUGUAAAAGGAGGCUAAUGAAUCAAAAUGAGUGUAAUCAAUGCAAACUUAUAUUGAGAAUCAGUUUAGUUAAACGCUUUUUUGCCAGCUGCAAAGAAAAAAACUGAACUGAUGUAAUCAAGGCUAGUACAAAGCAUGUACUGCUCUCAACAAACUCUCUAAUUUUAUUGUUUUUUUUAGGAUAAGAACAAGCAUCUAAAUAUCCUCCUUAAAACUUCCAUAUUUUAUUUUUGACAAUAAAAGAUGUCAUUAUUAGAUUGGUUUUGUAGGAGCUUUAAAAUUUUAUCUCAAAGGUUAGAAUUGGAAAUUUAAAUGUGAUGGAAUGUGUCACGAGGUUAUUUUAACCAUUAAUUCAGUACUUUUUUUGUAAAUGAAAUAUCUACAAGAUUUGAGGGCAGCACCUACAUUAAAAAGACAAAAACGACAUGGAUGGCAAAAUCACCAGAAAGACAAUUUAACAGGUCGUGCACUUAUAAUAUAUUGCUGAUUUUGAGUUGGUUAGUCAUUGCUAGAGGAAAAGGUAAUUUUUUUACUAAAACAAAUAUGGCGUUUUCAACCGGGUUUUCCAUGGCUAAUGUAAAAUUCAACAUGCAAAGGGAAAAAUGUACAAUCAAGACAAGUACAUUAAAUUUUUUUGAGAUCCAUACCCAAACUUGGUUUGUCUUAAAAUAAAAAUGCACAGUCUAAAAUUACCAACUACUCAAGGAGAAAUAUGCAGGACCAGCCAGUGGUUGUGGUCAUGGAUGGGUGGUGUUUGAGAGAGAAAAGUAUGGUGUUUCUCAAACUCUUUUUUGGUGAUACAAUGUGGCAUGAAGAAUUUUUUUUCUUGUUUCCUAGAUUUAUGCAAAAUUCAAGAAAUUAAUGAAUUACAGAGGAAUAACUGUAUUUCAAAUAAAUGAACAAAUUAAAGCUUUCAUGUGGCACCAUAAUAUGCUCAAAGACUUGUUUGCAGACAUUAUCUGUUCCAAGCAGACGGUUUCCCAGAAAACAACAAUGAUGGCAAAAUCACCAGAGAGAAAUUCAACAGGUUAUGCACUUAAAUAUUGUUGAUUUUGAGUUGGUUGUUCAUGGCAAGAGGAAAAGUAAUGUUUCUACUACAACAAAUAUUGCUUUUUCAACAGGGUUUUCCAUGGCUAAUGUAAAAUUCAACAUGCAAAGAAUAAUGUACAAUCAAUACCAGUACAUUUUAAUUUAUAUGAGGUCCAUACCCAAACUUGGUUUGUCUUAACAUAAAAUUGCACAGUCUAAAAUGACCAACUACCUAAAGGAGACAGAAGCAGAUGAAAAAACAUGAACAGUUCUGCCUUCAGAUAACAAUAGUCCAAAUAGGACUGACUACCCAAGAGAUUCAGAAGAGGCAUUAACCUUUUUCAGAGGGUACUUAAAAUUAAAGUUGGAUAUUUUGUAGGGGUGUUUCAUGCCCUUAUUUUCUGUUUUUGUAUUCAAUUUACAAAGAGCAAAUGACACAAGAUUGCAUUACUAUUGUGAUCAUUAAGUAAUGUCAGGUGGUUAUACAAAUGAUAAAAAUAAAUGCAUAAUAAAAUAAAUUUUAAGAUCAACAAAAUGAAUGACAUGAAUGAACAGAGAGAGAGAGAAAAGUAUUUUGCAAUGUUAACAUUUCUGGAGGGGAUUGCAUCAUCAUUGUAAUUAUGUAAUCCAAGAAACUCAAAGACAUGUAUUUAGCAUUCUUGUUUGGAAGAAUACAUUUUUCCCCAAGAAAACACAUUCUUUGGUUAAGAUCCAGUAAAUAAGGUAUUCCUCUGAGAUGAAACACUAUUCUUCUCUUAAGAUAAUAAUACCUUUCAUGAUAAUACUUAUGUUAUAUUUUAAGCAAGCUUACGAGAACAAUUACAUUUCUUCCUGUAGACCCAAUAUUUGUUUUCAAGAGAAGAACGUCAAUUUUGAGUCUUCUCAAAUAAGUUUUGUCUUUCACCCAAGAAUGAUUAUUGGUUUUUUGAUUGCUCCUUAGCUUGCUUUUUUGAACAUUCACAUUCAAAAGGAUUCUUGCUGUAAAAAUCUUGUUUGUGCUCUUCUGAAUACUGAUUAUUCUACUGAGCAGAAUCUCAUGCUUUUAAUAGGUUUUGUUGAAUUAUUGAAAGGAUUGUUUUUCUGGCUUUACACUGAGAAGGAUCCCAUUUUAUGUGGUUUUAUUUUUUAACAAAUCAUUAACAUAACAUAGAAUGAAUUUAAAUAUUCAUGAUGUAUAGAUAAAAUUAUCAAUGAGGAAUGAUAUCAACAUUCAUGAUCUUAUUACACAAGGUAGCGCACAUGUUUUUUGAGAAACUAUUUUUCCAUUAUAUAGGCUCAGUUGGUAUUUUUUGCAGAUUGACAAAGUUUUCAAGUUAUGUGAUGAGUUUUUCCAACUGGAUCCUACUGUGAAGCAGAAAUAUGCGAGACCGGCCAGUGGUAGUGGUCAUGGAUAGGUGGCAUUUGAGAGAGAAAAGUAAGGUGUUUCUCAAAUUUUUUUUUUGGUUUGAUACAAUGUGGCAUGAAAAAUGUCUUCUCUCAUUUUCAAGAUUUAUGCAAAAUUCAAGAGAUCAAUGAAUUACUGAGUAUUAACUGUAUUUCGAUAAAUGAACAUAAAUUAAAGCUUUCAUGUGGCACCAAAAUAUGCUCAAGUAUUUGUCUGCAGACAUAAUCUGUUCCGACAAGCAGACAGUUUCCCAGAUGGAAGCUCUACUAGGAAAACUGAGUUUUACCCUUCAAGGUGUGAGCUGAAAUAUUUUUUCAAGUUUACUCAAUGAAUGCAAGUACAUUUCUGCCUUUUGUCUGUUAUCAGAGUUAGUCCAGACAGACCUGCUGAUCACAAGGAAGCCUUUAAUAUAACAGAGCCUCAAACUCAUCAGCGU
Molecule: messenger RNA, 3838 nt
Organism: Pocillopora meandrina
Lineage: Eukaryota; Metazoa; Cnidaria; Anthozoa; Scleractinia; Pocilloporidae
Source: the annotation of a GenBank genome assembly